UAAUCCUCUGCAUUUGAGCACGUUGCUGCAUUAAUUUCAUACACCCCCACCAUUUUCCUUUCAACUCUGUAAACGAUCCAAACAACAGAUCUCCCACACUAAAAAGUUUCAAUCUUUACUUCAAAAAUCUUGUAAAUUAACCUCCAAAUCACCAUGUACAACCACAAGCUUAGCUCAAGAACCCUUCUUCUCCCCGCAAUUCUACUCCUCCUCCUCACUUCCGCAGCAGUUUUUUCAGAAAUCGAAGACGCUGAUGAUCUGGGAGACAUUGAUGAACUCAUCGCAAUAGACGAUGAGCAAGAAAACGGAGCAAAUUCGGAGCCCGCAACUGCGAAUUUUGAAACUGGGAAGAAAUCGGAGGUGUUGAGCAGAGCUCAGAGAGUAGUGCUUGAGCUCAACACCGACGGCCCGAAGAGGACAAUUGAGGAGAAUGAGUACGUGUUGGUUUUGGGGUACGCGCCGUGGUGCGGCAGAAGUGCUGAAUUGAUGCCGAGGUUUGCUGAGGCUGCGAAUGUGCUCAAGGGUUUAGGGAGUAGGGUUUUGCUGGCCAAGAUUGAUGGCGACAGGUACUCCAAGGCGGCUGCGAGUAUUGAGAUUAAAGGGUUCCCAACUCUGUUGCUGUUUGCCAAUGGCACCUCUCGGCCUUACACCGGUGGAUUUUCAUCGGAAGAAAUAGUGUUAUGGACAAGGAAGAAGACAGGGGCGCCUGUUAUUGGAAUACGCUCAGUAGCUGAUGCGAAUGAAUACCUGAAGCAGCACUCUACAUAUGCAGUUGGGCUAUUUGAUAAAUUUGAGGGGCCUGAUUAUGGGGAGUUCGUAAAAGCUGCUGUUGCUGACAAUGAAGUCCAAUUUAUAGAAACAAGCAGCGCUGAGAUAGCCAAAGUAUUAUACCCUGUUGGCACGCUGACUAAACCUUUCUUUGGUCUUGUGAAAAGCGAACCAGAGCAUUACACAUCGUUUGACGGACAUUUCAGUUCAGACGAAAUCUUGCAUUUUUUGGAGAACAACAAGUUCCCGUUGGUUACUGUAAUGACUGAGCUGAACUCUGCUAAAGUAUACUCCAGCACGAACAAGCUACAGGUGUAUGUCUUCGCUGAGGAUGACGACUUGCAAAAGUUUCUUAAGCCAUUACAAGAAAUUGCGAAGAAGUUCAAGUCACAGAUGAUGUUUGUAGCUGUAGAUAUUAAAGAGGAUAACCUCGCGAAGCCCUUCCUGUCUUUAUUUAGUCUAGAAGACUCGGAGGAUUCUGUGGUUGUUUCUUUUGACUACAACAGCAACUCGAAGUAUCUGCUGGAAUCAGAUAUAACAUCAAGAAAUAUUGAAGAAUUCUGUACCGGCCUCGUGCAAGGAACAUUGAAACCAUACUUCAAGUCACAAACAAUUCCUGAUAAUAAAAACGCCAACAUUCUGACUGUAGUGGGAAAGACAUUUGAUGAGUUGGUCCUUAACAAUCCUGCAAACAUAGUUCUGGAGGUCCACACGCCGUGGUGCAUCACCUGCGAAACCACGAGCAAGCAUGUCCAGAAACUGGCAAAGCACUUCAAGGGGUUGGAUAAUCUGGUCUUUGCAAGGAUAGAUGCUUCAACUAAUGAACAUCCAAAAUUGCAGGUUGAGGACUAUCCAACUCUACUCUUCUACCCUGCAAACGACAAGUCAAACCCGACCACGCUCUCCACAAAGUCCAACUUGAAGGACUUAGCUGCACUUAUCAACAAAAUUUUGAAAACUCAAGAAGACGCGACCAAGGAUGAAUUGUAGUUCGACAUACAUUGUUGGAAGCCGAUUUGCCUCCAGAGUUAUACGACGGACAAAACCCAGAGAUGAUGUUUGUAGAUGGAAACGAUUUGUGAGCUUAUACUGCAUAGAAACAACCUAUAUAUUUAUAUCUAUAAAAUUUAGUUUGUAACAAGUCCAAUGAUAGCAAGAGGGUAGUUGGACAUACAUUAACUCUUGAUUUUAGUACUUAUGUCAUCAAGAACAUAAAAA
Molecule: messenger RNA, 1986 nt
Organism: Salvia splendens (bonfire salvia)
Lineage: Eukaryota; Viridiplantae; Streptophyta; Magnoliopsida; Lamiales; Lamiaceae
Product: protein disulfide isomerase-like 1-6
Exons: 12
Coding region: 154-1758 (534 amino acids)
Biological process (GO): response to endoplasmic reticulum stress; protein folding
Cellular component (GO): endoplasmic reticulum
Molecular function (GO): protein disulfide isomerase activity
Source: RefSeq, a predicted model, not a curated record